This is a messenger RNA of Branchiostoma belcheri (Belcher's lancelet), 1996 nucleotides long. Its product is annotated as zinc finger protein 77-like. NCBI's taxonomy places the organism in Eukaryota, Metazoa, Chordata, Leptocardii, Amphioxiformes, Branchiostomatidae. Gene Ontology annotation, biological process: regulation of transcription by RNA polymerase II. Bases 156 to 1400 code for a protein of 414 amino acids. The transcript is spliced from 5 exons. The record is from RefSeq and is a predicted model, not a curated record. Gene Ontology annotation, molecular function: DNA-binding transcription factor activity; RNA polymerase II cis-regulatory region sequence-specific DNA binding.
CUGACACCCCUGAAACAUAAUGGUACAGCCCAGAUCACUGUUGACCUUUGCCCUCUGAGCCCGCCAUUUUCUAAGAUCAGUCUCGUCGAAGCAGCCAAAACGACGUGUUUACGGCGGUUCUUCCGUUCGUAUGAUCUCCAGAAGCAGAAAUAGCCAUGGCCCAGGAUGUGACCCCUGACUCCAAACCCCUGGGUCUGUCCCAGGGUGUGACCUUGACCCCUGACUCCCGACCCCUGGGUCUGUCCCAGGACAUGACCUUGACCCCUGACUCCCGACCCCUGGGUCUGUCCCAGGACGUGACCUUGGCAGUUCUCCCCAGACUGUACAUGGAGGAAGUGGUGUCUGAACUGGGCAGGAGAAACAUCAGCACCGGGGACGUCCACAACAAGGAGCUGCUGGUGGCUGUGCUCAGGGUCGUCUUGGAGAAGGAAUACUGUGGGACAGGGGUGACGUUUGAAAAGGCGAUCAUUGUUGAUCCAAAGUCAAGUCAAGGGAAAACAAUGUCAGCGACGUUGUGUGGACAGAAACAGAGUCUUGGAUCAGGUGCUGAAUCUGGAAAAGCGACAUCACAAUCCCAAGAGUCAGCUACCACAGCACAUCCUCAUGAACCAAACAAACAACCUGUUCAACAACAGACUGCCCCUACCACAGCACCUGUACCCGAUAGAAAGGGUACCAGCAGUACCCCAGCACCUGCACCUACUAGUAUUCAACAAUGCGCCACCCCUACCCCAGCAUCUGCACCUGACCAACAAUGCACCACCCCAGAACCUUCAUCUGUCCAACAGGAUCACCCCUACCACAACACCUACCAAAGGGUCACCCCUAACCCAGGACCUGCCCCAGUCCAACAGUGUACCAACCCUACUACAACACCUGCACCUGACCAACAAUGCACCACCCCUACACCCACACCUGCACCUGAACAUCGAUGGACCACCCUCUCCCCAACACAAAUGGGAGGAACUAACCAAGGUGGCACCAAGCAGCUAAAAAAAUGUCCUCAUUGUGAGUACACAUCAGAGGAUUCUUCUAACUUCAGAGAGCAUGUCUUCAGACACUCCGGAUCCAACAACGAGAAACCAUUCAAGUGUUCUCACUGUGACUAUGCCUCAAAAACAAAACCUGGCCUUCAAAUUCACAUCCGUGUCCACCACACAGGAGAGAAGCCCUACCGUUGCAAGACUUGCGGUUUCAGAACAGCUUACCACACUUCCUUAAGAGACCACUUGAAAACCCACACAGGAGAGAAACCGUUCCUGUGUGAGAUGUGCGGAUACAGAUGUGCUCUAGCUUCUUAUCUACGCCAACACAUCUCUACAGUUCACUUAAAAGAGCCACUCAAGUGUCACAUCUGUGGAUAUGUGGCAAAUCAAGCUUCCUUUUGGAAAAGCACAUGAAAACCCACACUGAAGAGUCACCACGCACAUACAGGUGUGACUUUGCACGCUGCAAAUAUAAGACAACAACACAGAAACUUCUGAAGAGGCAUCAGAAGAGACACAUGAAAGAGAAACCAUUUGCCUGUGAUCAGUGUACUUUCAAAACCCACAAAAAGUACUAUUUGAAUAAACACAUGAAAAGGCAUACUGGUGAAAAAAAACUCCAUGCCUGUGACCAGUGUGACUACAGAUCAGCAAAUUCAAUCAACCUAUUGCAACAUAAGUUAAAACACACAGGAGAGAAAACCUGGCCAUGUGACUCCUGUGGAUACGAAUGUUUUUCUGAAGCCCAUUUAGAGAAGCACGAGAAACAACACAGUCGUCAACAGGAGGUACUUACUUGCAAAGAGAGCAACUACAGAACAUUUACGUUCUUUCGAAUGAAAAUGCACAAGAGAGUCCAUACUGAUGAGAGGCCGUACGCCUGUGACCAGUGUGACUACAAAGCAAAAGAGCAAUCAACUUUGAGGUUACAUAAGAGUACACACAGUUCAGAAAAGCCAUUCAAAUGUCCACAUUGUGACCAUUGUUUCAAGAGAAAAUCUGAUCUCCAG